Vombatus ursinus (common wombat) is the source of this 1113-nucleotide messenger RNA. RefSeq names its product intercellular adhesion molecule 2 (gene ICAM2). Gene Ontology annotation, cellular component: membrane. The transcript is spliced from 4 exons. NCBI's taxonomy places the organism in Eukaryota, Metazoa, Chordata, Mammalia, Diprotodontia, Vombatidae. The record is from RefSeq and is a predicted model, not a curated record. Gene Ontology annotation, molecular function: integrin binding. The coding region runs from base 85 to 903 and encodes 272 amino acids. Gene Ontology annotation, biological process: cell-cell adhesion.
UAAACCAGAUCCGCCCAAAGUUGUUUCUCUUUCUCUUUCCUACCACGCUCUCAGCUACUUCCCCACUAGUCUAUCUGUGUGGAAAUGUUGCUUUUCAGUACCUGGGUCCUGAUGGCUUUCUUGACCCUGCUCUCCUCUCCAGUAGCAGGUGAGGAGCUAUUUGAGGUGAGAAUGCAGCCAGAGUGGCCUGUGGUUGAGGCUGGCAAGGACCUGUGGAUCAACUGCAGCACCAACUGUACAUACCCUCAAGCAGGAGGCAUUGAAACUCGUAACAUAAAAAUGAACACGCAGAAAGAAGGGACUCACUGGAAGUUGUUUCACUUAUCAAAUUUCUCCGAGAAUACCAACAUCUUUUGUUACUUCAUGUGCUCUAAUAUUCAAAAGAGGAAGUCGGUCAGUGUCAUCAUAUACCGGCCACCAGAGCAGGUGACAUUGAGCCUGCAGCCUUCUUGGGUGAUUGUGGGUAAGAAUUUCACCUUGACAUGCCAUGUGCCUAAUGUGGUCCCGCUGGAGAACCUCACGCUCACUCUGCUCCAAGGCACCGAAAAGCUAUAUCGCCAGACCUUUGUGACUGUGUCUACAGCUCUGCAGGAUGCCUGGCUCACCCUCAACGUCACUGCUCGAAGGGAAGAUAGUAAGAGUAACUUCUCUUGUCGCGCAGAGCUGGACCUCAGGCCAUAUUGUGAGCAGCUCUUCUCUGCCACCUCACAGCCCAAAAUGCUCGAGAUAUUUGAACCCUCCUGGAACAACCAGAUGCUCAUCAUCAUCAUCAUCACGAUUCUGCUGCUGCUGGUGUUUGUGAUCUCAGUCUGCCUGUGUUUUGCUUAUGGACAACACUGGCGUCAACACCGAACAGGGGGCUAUGGGGUACUUGCUGCCUGGAGGAACUACAGAAACAGAUGAUCACGAUCCAGAAUGACAACAUGGACCUGAAGGGUGGGGGAUGCCUUUGCUGUCAUGGGUCAUCUAUAACUUAGUGAGUGGUGAGAAACAAAAGGGUGUGUGUGUGUGUGUGUGUGUGUGUGUGUGUGUGUGAUGGGAAUGGUCCAUCUUUCCCAGAAAGGCCUUGGGAAAACAUGUUCUGUUGGCCUUAAUCCAAACUCCAAGUCUUGA